AACGUUGUGAAUAUUCUAUAAUCUGGUUAUUCUGUUAAUCCAUGUUUGCAGAACUUUUUAAUGUAGUACAGGUUUGUGGGAAUUCUUUCAAUCUCCCAGUUUUCAUUCAUCCACAGCAGCAUAAAACUUCCCAUAAGAUCUUAAACACGAGAGCAUCGUGUCGAAGCGGCCCUUCCUCGAAUUGCUUCACGUCCACGUGUCCGGCCAGCAGUCAGCAGUAAUUAGCUGUACUAGGUGUUAGACACCUAACAGGUUGUGUUGUUUUCAUCGGGGGGUUAAAUGCCACCUCUCCCCCGCGGAGCCCCGUUGCCCGCCGCUGCUGUACAGCCUGUGGUCGGGACAACACCUCGGAGCCAAACAAUUACAUCAAGGUCAUGGAGAGGAGGAAUGUUCUGCCGAUUAGCGCAGGAGUCCAGCAGCAACCCGCAGAGACAACCUUCCGCAGGUAUGACAGGAGACCGAUGCGCGGAGGCUAAAAGUUGCUUGUGAAUUCAGUUGCGCCGGAGUCAUUAAACGCGCCACAGUCGUGGACAUUUAAACUGACUCAUGAGGAGAAAUUUGAAAAGUUGUGCAACAUCCUUCACAAUGAUUUAUCACACUGAAUAGCCACACUGCAUCCAGACAGGUGAAUAACACGGGCCUAUCGUGGAGGAUUAAGUCGCUGCCGAAUUUGGCACAAGGUGGAAAUCUGUUUGGAACAUUUCUCUGGAGUGAUCGUGUUGUUAGAUUUUUGUGUUUGCCACUUAAAUUGUUGAGGGCCUCGAAUAACCUUUCGGGGCGGUUAAAAGUAUCAGUGAGCUGUCGUGUUUUCCACUUUCCCCUUAAUCGAAAACCGGCCAUUUUCCUUGUGUAGGGUCGGCCACACCGCCGGAGUGGAGUUGCUCCUCUAUCCAACUUGAAAUUUGUGUCGGAGGAGAUUGUUACUUCUGUGUUUUCCUAAUACGCCACAUAAUCAUCAGAAUGAUUACCCAGAAAUAAUUCUGAAUGGUCCAGAUUGUUAAAAUGCUAUUUUUACUUAAAAUUCUUAAGUUUAAGCAUAAGAGAAACCUUGUUGAUUGUGCUGUCAGUUUUAGCAGGGUCAAUAAUUUACAGAAAAAAAAAGAAAAAAAAAAGAUUUUAUCGGACAAGACAAAUAUAACCAAACCUGUUUUCUCCGGGAGCCUCCUGGGUAUCGUUUUUCCACGAGUCACUUGUUGACACUAAACUUGCGGCACUUGUGUAGUGUUUAUUGCAAACGAAUCACCUCUCUCUCUCUCUCUCUCUCUCUCUCUCUCUCUCUCUCUCUCUCUCUCUCUCUCUCUUUUACAAACAGUGGCGAUGAUACACAGACACACUAAGUUUUUUUAAAUAAAUAUAUAUAUAUAUAUACUGUAUGUCUACAAUCCAUUCUGGACACACAAAGCCCACACAUUUUGCCCCCAACAAUUAAUUGAUCAUAUUUAAUACACCGUAUGUUGGCAAAACUACAUAAUAUGUUUUAUUCUAGUUCUCUGUGAAGGUUUUAGUUUUUAAAAAGACGAUUAAAACUCAUCGUAGCUGAUAUAAAUUUCCACGCGUAAUUACGCACCGUUAUUGAUAUGCUUAGAAAUCACUAACAAGCCUUAAUAAAAACUUACAAAUAACACGAAGCUCAUCAUCGCAGUCAAAGGCGGUAUCGGUGCUCAUUGAUAGGGAGAUUGGGUGAGUACUUGGGUGUAGCGAGACAGAAGGGAGGGGUGUGACCGUCCCAAAAGUUUUCUUCAAUGGGCUACCUGUAGAGGCUCCGGGCGCUGCGCAUAAAUACUCCUCCUUCUGGGAAUAGGCUCAGUCCUGAGGGAGAGACGCAGAGAGACGAAAUUAGGUUUGGGGAAUCUGGUUAGUGUGGAUUAUGAACGCUUUUGGACACCAACCAUCUAACCAGCAGACUAGCCCUAUUCAGCACCCCAGCGCGCAGGAGCUCCUGGACAUGGCCGUGUACUGCGACAACUACGGUGUUUACCAACAGAAUCUCCACCACCACCACACUCAGAGGCCGCCGACUCACUCCAGCUACGGCCUCGGGGAAUACACCUCCCCGUCUGCCAACCCGUACCUGUGGCUGAACGGGCCGAGCAUCAACUCCUCUCCGUAUCUGCCCGGGAACAACAGCGCGUCCUACAUUCAGUCUGGAUACGGGUCGAACCAGAGGCAGUUCUUGCCGCCUCCCAGCGGCUUCGGCGGUGCGGACCUGGGGUGGCUUUCCAUCUCCAGCCAGCAGGAACUCUUCAAGAUGGUCAGGCCGCCUUACUCGUACUCGGCACUGAUAGCCAUGGCCAUACAGAACGCCCAAGACAAAAAGUUGACUCUGAGUCAGAUCUACCAGUACGUGGCUGACAACUUUCCUUUCUACAAGAAGAGCAAGGCUGGGUGGCAGAACUCGAUUCGCCACAACUUGUCACUGAACGACUGUUUCAAGAAAGUGGCACGGGAUGAGGAUGACCCCGGUAAAGGGAACUACUGGACGCUGGACCCCAACUGUGAGAAGAUGUUCGACAACGGCAACUUCAGGCGGAAGAGGAAGAGGAGAGCGGACCUGAGCGGAGCCGACAGCAGCGCUCUCCCCGUCAAGUCGGAGGACGGCCCGCACAAGCUCUCGGACACCGCCAGCCUCCUGAGCUCCUCGCCGCCCAGCCUGCACGGAUCCCCGGCGUCGACGGAGCCCAAGUCGUCGCCGUCUCCCUCCGCGGAACACAGCCCCUGUUUCGGCAGCUUCGUGUCCAGCGUGAACUCGCUGCUGGUGGGCGCCGGUGGCGGCGGAGGCGCUGGCGCCGGCGACGGCUCCCGGGUCGGCGGGGAGAGGGACUACGGCUCCGGGCAUCUCGGGGUGUUGUCUCAGACCAGAGAGGGCAUGUCCGGACUGGGCUCCUACUCGCCCACUUUAAUCUCCCCUCUGAACUCUGACAACAACAGAAUGAACUAUUACUCAUCGGUACAGAGCCUCUCCAACCAUUUUAGUGUUAACAACCUCAUAUACAGCCGGGAAGGAACAGAGGUGUAGACUGUCUGUUUAGUGCUGCAGUAAUGUACCCCCCCAUCCACAUUUCUUAUGUCUGUUGCAUUUCUGGUUUGGGCCUCACUGUGCCACUGGAACUAAACUGGUCUUUAUCACAAUUACCCCUCCAAAGUGAGGAAAAACUGUCAGUUUAUUACAGAGACGCAUGCAUUGCCUCUUCUCUGUUCCACUAGUGCAGAAGAGAUGCUUUAUGUUUAGACUCAAGUCUUACAACCCUCUAACUUUGGAUCUGAUGGGUGCAUAUUUCACUUGCUUUUUUUUUUUUACUAGCAGCUGCUCCUUUGGGCUAAUUCUUUGUCUUAAGAAAGAAGACGUGUAUGUACAGAAAUUAUUUUCAUAAGAAGAACCGUGACAUGUAUGUUUGACUGAAUUGUUUUAUGUUUUAUUUAAACUCACGCCGACGUUUGAAUAAAAGUCAUUUAUUUUAACUCCACGCUCA
Mugil cephalus (flathead mullet) is the source of this 3470-nucleotide messenger RNA. RefSeq names its product forkhead box i1 (gene foxi1). Gene Ontology annotation, biological process: cell differentiation; regulation of transcription by RNA polymerase II; anatomical structure morphogenesis. The record is from RefSeq and is a predicted model, not a curated record. The transcript is spliced from 2 exons. Bases 1868 to 3016 code for a protein of 382 amino acids. Lineage: Eukaryota; Metazoa; Chordata; Actinopteri; Mugiliformes; Mugilidae. Gene Ontology annotation, molecular function: DNA-binding transcription factor activity, RNA polymerase II-specific; RNA polymerase II cis-regulatory region sequence-specific DNA binding.